Messenger RNA from Cuculus canorus (common cuckoo), 11837 nucleotides. It is a transcript of the gene SBNO2, whose product is annotated as strawberry notch homolog 2. The record is from RefSeq and is a predicted model, not a curated record. NCBI's taxonomy places the organism in Eukaryota, Metazoa, Chordata, Aves, Cuculiformes, Cuculidae. Gene Ontology annotation, cellular component: nucleus. Bases 5210 to 9250 code for a protein of 1346 amino acids. Gene Ontology annotation, molecular function: histone binding; chromatin DNA binding. Gene Ontology annotation, biological process: regulation of DNA-templated transcription. The transcript is spliced from 29 exons.
GGUCGGGGUUUUGCCUGACUUUAUUGCACUUUAAAAACCCUUUUGGUGAGAUGCCUAGCACUCACUUCAGGCCUCGGUUUAGAAAAGUGAAGGCUGUGAUGAUAGCAGCUCAGCUGACCUUGUUACGGUAAGUGGAGUGAAAUCAUGUUUGUGCUCUGGCAGGAUGGGGAGAAGCUGUGGCUGCCCCAUCCCUGGAGGUGUUAAGGCCAGGCUGGAUGGGGCUUGGAGCAAUCUGAUCCAGUGAGAGGUAUCCCUGCCCGUGGCAGGGAGUUAGAACUGGAUGGGCUUUGAGGUCCCUUCUGACCCAAAUUGUUCUGAUUCCAUGGCUGCUGGUGUGGUGGGUGUGUGUCUGCCACUGCUCCUACCUUGCCGUGCUCACCACAUUGUAGGGUGCCAGAGUGAUGAUCCAUCAGAUAACGCACUUGAGGUGAUUCAGCAGAUAACAUGGCCAUACACCCGCCUGGGCUCCUGACCUGGUGCUGAGCAAGUAUUGGUUUCCUUUUAGGUAGUCCUUCAAGGAUCAGGGAGCUGGACACAAAGAUCUGUAUGGAUUCCUUUCCAAUUUCAGAUAUUCUGUAGUUGCUGUUGGUGUAUGAGGAGACGGCGGCAUCAGCCUGGGCUGUUGGCACAUGUGAAGGGUUUGGCAGCGAGCUGUUUUGGUCAGUGUCUGUGUGCUGGGUUUGCAGCAAAGUCCUGGACCAGGCAGGAGUGUGUGGGUGCCACAGCCUUUCCUGAACUGCCAGGCUCCAACAGCAGCACAGGGUUCACCAGCUGAGGGCUUGGUGGGCUCUGACCAUCUUAUUUAGCCACUCUGAGCUGGUUACUGGGCAGAGUCCUCUCCUGCUUAUCUGGGUUGCAGCUGACUAUUCAACAGCAACAACUCCUUUUGGUUGGAUGAACUGUGCUUUAGGAGUAGAUCCAGUGGAAGGUUUCCCUGCCCAUGGCAGGGGUGUGGAACUGGAUGGGAUUUAGGGGCCCUUCCAACCCAAAUCGUUCUAUGAUUCUAUGAUCUUUCCCUUUGAUGUUUGAGAAGAGCUCUUGGACUAUCACAGGUUGACAUCGCUAUGGUUAAGUGAGAGUGAUUGUGCUACUGAGGCAUAAUUUGUCAGUUGUGUUUGACUGUGGAUUGGAGGAGCCAGAUGGAAUGCCUGUGGCCCUAGGGAUGGCGUACAAGGGUCUUGAAGGACCUGGUGUCUUCCCCGAUCCAGAGUUGGUGGCUGUUAUUUGUAUUGCUGCCUUUGGACAGUGAUGUCCACGUUUGGGUAUGAUAUAAGGCAGAGGAGCUGAUGGAGAACUGGCUUCUGAAUUCUUGGCAGGCCCCGUGCUCUGCCUUCUCCCUCCAUAAACUGAACAAAAGUGGGAAAAGCUCCGAGUUGAAACACAGAAUGCUCUUAAAAAAUGCUGGUAAUAUAAUUUAAUAGCAGACCACUGGGAAAUGGUUUAAAAUAGAUGCUUUAAUUCAAAGCAGCAUUGGUCUGAGUCAGUCGGAUCAGGUGAGUUUCCCCAUCUCCAGCUCUGCUGGCGGUCACUGCAUGUCCGGAUCCAUAAUAUGCUCAAAACCCCAGUGGUCCUUCCACCGCUGUACCUAACAGAACCGUUACCUCGGACACCUCCUUCAGCCGUUUGUCUUUCCCUGCCCUUGUAUAUUUGUUAUCCCCCAGCUCGCAGUGUCUCGCUGCCGACUGCCAUGCACUGGUUUUCUCCAGCUUUCAGGACCACCUGCCAGGUUUUACUCUCUCGCUGGCUUUCCUUCAUGCUUCACAGGUUUUCCUGGUUUCUCCUUAUUUUCAUAGAAUUGUUUGGUUGAAAAAGAUCUUUGAGAUCAUCGAGUCCAAUCGUACCUGUCCACCACUAAACCAUUUCUGACCACCUCCUCUACCCAUCUUUUUAACCCCUCCAGGGAUGGUGACUCAAACACUUCCCUGGGCAGCUGUUCCAGUGCUGGAGAACAGUGUUGAAGAAAUUUUCCUAAUGUCUAAUCUAAACUUUCCUUGAUGCAACUUGAAUCCAUUUCCUCUCGUGCUAUUGUCUGUCACUUGGGAGAAGAGAGAGAAGGCUCUCUGUGCACCCACCAGCACGGGAGAUCCCCUCUGUCCUUGCUUUAUGGCAGGCUGUCUGCUGGUCCUCUCCCCAUUCCUGACCAUGCAGCAAUUGCCUUCCGGAUUUCCUGUCCUCAAGGGAGCCAUGUGCUGGCAGCACCUGCUGAUCCCCAAACCCCCUCACACACUGAAUUUCAGCUCUGUCUGUAAAAUACCAGCAGCUGCCUCGUUAUGGUUGCUCUUAGUGUCUGUUUUGAAAAUAAACCCUUGGUGGUCUCCACUUGUCAAAGCUUCUCGGUGCAGUCACUUGCCAGGCACCUUCCUGCUUCUUGCUCACUUUUGGAACGGAAGCGGAGGCUGCCCUGUUCAUGUCAGGAAUGGCCCCAGGUCUUGUGUUUGGUUCUGGAGUGCUCAGCACAGGAAGGACAUGGAUCUGUUGGAGCGAGUCCAGAGGAGGCCGCAGAGAUGAUCCAAGGGCUGGAGCAUCUGCCGUAUGAGGACAGGCUGAGAGAGUUGGAGCUGUUCAGCCUGGAGAAGAGAAGGCUCCGGGUAGACCUUAGAGCAGCUCCCAGUACUGAAAGGGGCUCCAGGAAAGCUGGGGAGGAGCUCUGGAUCAGGGAGGGCAGGGAUAGGACAAGGGGAACAGUUUUCAGCUGAAAGAGGGGAGAUUGAGAUGAGAUCUUGGAAAGAAAUGUUCUCCUGUGAGAGUGGGGAGGCCCUGGCCCAGGUUGCCCAGAGCAGUGGUGGCUACCCGAUCCCUGGGGGUGUUCAAGGCCAGGUUGGAUGGGGCUCGGAGCAACCGGAUCCAGUGGGAGGUGUCCCUGCCCAUGGCAGGGGGAGGAACUGGAUGGGCUUUUGGGUCCCUUCCAAGCCAAGCUAUUCUAAGAUUCUAACAGGAGUUCUGCAGGAACCGCAGUGAAAAUGGAGUGUUUGUUUCUGUGGGCAGCUGGCUGGGGCGGCGAAAGGCAGUGCGAUUUCACUGCUUGUAUCUGAAUUUGAUUGUGUCUAAUUAGCUGGUUGUGCCCUGGAGCUGGGGAGAGUUGCUUUAAUGACAUGUUUGCAGUGGCAAGGCCAAAUAAAUUUCUGGAAUGUCUUAAUUAGUGACUUGCUGGUGUCUGCCUUGCUGUGUGACCUUGAUUAAACCUCCACCCCUUGCCUAAGACUACCAAGGUCUUGCUAUUUCCAGAACCUUUCAAAGGGAUGUGGUUUAUUUCCUCUUCCUUUUCUGUUAGUGGACAGAAGGGGCAAAAUGUAGGCAACAAACCUGGAUUGGGAAGAGGAAGCAAGACGUAUGAGCUGGUGGAGAUAACCAGGACUGCUAAACUGAUUUUGCAAGACUGCAGUAAUAGAAUCCCAUAAGAUAAGAUAACCCACUGUGAAACCACCACUUGGAAUUUUAACAGCCGGGCCUAAAGGAGGCAGCAUGCCACAGGGUUUCUGCUCUCUGCGAUUAAUUCCUGAACACGAAUGCUGACACGGACAGGAAGGCAGAAUUCUUCCAGUCUUCCCCUUAAACUUGACUUCUCAUCUUCCAGAAAAAUCUGGUGUCCAACUCAGUCCAUUUGGGUAACCUUCACAGCACGCUCUCUCCUUGUUAUUGCUGGCCCGCAGGAUGGCAUCCUGAAUGUGCUGGGGGGCCUUGAAAUCAUUUGCUGAACUGCUAGAAUAGCACAGGGAACGCUCAUCACAGAACAACACCUGCACAGGAGAGGGUCCAGCAGCUCAUUGCCAUCACGCAGCCAGAGGCUGAGACUAAAUUUCCAGAAGCAGCAGAAGUUUGGAAAUUCAGACACAUCCAAUUAUAGAAUCGUUAAGGUUGGAAAAGCCCUCUAUGCUUAUCCAAUCCAACCAUCAGUUCAACCCCACCAUCCCUACUAAACCAUGUCCUGAAGUGCCACAUCUACAUGGUUUUUGAACCCUUCCAAGAAUGAGGAUGCUCAGGCAUUUGCCCUGCAGGGUUCAUGCUCUACUGGGUUUGCUGGCCAGCUUGGGUCCCUCUCCCUGCUCUCCUCUGGCAUCCCAGUGUCCUGGGAGUGCAUAGCAGCAAGUCUGGCUGUGCAGUUUGGCUCUUUGGAGAACCCAGAGCCAUUCCUGGACAUGGAGUGGUGCAGCAUCCAGCCCGGGGCUGAGCCAGAGCAGAUGUGGGUGCUGCCUUGGGAACUGGGGGAGCCAACCCUGCGGCCAGAGCCCGGCACCAGGGAGAUACAAACAGGAAUCUUUUGCAUCCAAAGCAAACAGAAGAGUUCUCAUGGAUUCUCUGCAGGGCGGUGGAUGCUCUGGCAAAUUCCCUUCUCCAUCAGCCUCCAGCUGUAGUGGAGCAGACUUUCCUUAAGUUUAUGAUGAUCGAAGCCCUUUCAAAUGUCAUUUUUUUUUCCUUGUCCCCACCAGAAAUUUUGUGUAUUUCUGUAACCAAAAUUGUUAAAGUUAAAAGGCUUUGGGAAAAGAAGAGAGUAUUCCUGGAUACUGAGGAAUAAUGAUGGUCUAGAAAAGCAAGUUAAGGAAAUGGCUGCCACUUUUUAAUUGCACUGUUUGGAGUGAGGCAGAUAGUGAAGACAAAAGAAAGCUCAUGGCUCUUGGAAAAAACAACUUGUGAAUACUUUUAGUCAUCUUUUUCAGUUUGAUUUCUUCAUCUGAGCCUCUGAAAUCAAGAGGGCAGGACCCCCAGCCCUGCAGGAGGGGCUGCCGGUGGUGGGAGGAAACGCUAGUGGACGAGGUCAGGGAUGGAGGUGAGGGGAGCCAGACUCCUGUGUCUGGCCGCUGCGUGGCGAGCCCAGCUCUGUUUACAGUGUAUCUGUGGUUGAAUUACACCACAUACAGUAAUUCUCAUCGCACUGCCAGUAAUUUCACUGACUUACCAAGCAGGCAUCAUUUCCUGAAAGUCAGCCCGGGUGCUUAGAGGAAGUAGGAGCCCUCUCCUUCAUGACUAAACACUGUAUGCAAAUCUCCCCCGGCGCAGGACAGACGUGCUCUAUGGCUGUCCUUUUCUCCUCCAUUUUCACUCCUUUCUUCUGCCUGUUCUUUCUUCAAACCCCUCGAUGAGCUCUCCUCCUGGCUGUUGCUGCUGAUGCGGUCAUGAAUGAAGACCUUUCUCCAUUCUGUACUGAAAAAUCUCUCCUCACUGCUUCGUCCACCUCCUGCUCCGCUGACAGCAAACUGAAUGCUGGUUUAAAAUGUCCCAAAUGCAGUUCUGGCUGAAGUUCCCAUCUCUCUACAAGGAUUCUUCAUACCUCGAUGAGCUCUCCCACAACAAUUCCCUCUUCUCGUCCCCUGCGGAUUCCCUCUCUGACAUUGCGGAUCCAAAGGACUUCUUGCCUGCUGGUAGUCUGAACCAUGUGCCAACACUAUGGGAUGUAAACACACCGCAGCAGAACCAAAUAGAGCUGUUCUCACCCAGCAGAUCCUUCACGGGCUUAAACAGUUCGAAUGACCAUGUUCCUGCUGUCCCCAACACUCCUCUCCUCAUAAGCUACCAGUCUCAGGCUCCUGCAGAGGAGGAGGAUGAAGGUGAGGAGGAAGAAACGGAAGAGUUGGGGCAAACAGAGACCUACGCAGAAUACUUACCCUCAAAGUCCAAGAUUGGGAAACAUCACCCUGACCUCGUGGUUGAAACAAGCACCCUUUCCAGUGUUCCCCCACCUGACGUCACCUACAGUCUUUCCCUGCCGCGCUCCGUUGCCGACAAAGGGUCACUCUCUGCACUACAGCUGGAAGCAAUCAUUUAUGCCUGCCAGCAACAUGAAGUUUUAUUGCCCAGUGGGCAGCGAGCUGGGUUCCUCAUCGGGGAUGGCGCUGGAGUUGGAAAGGGCAGGACGGUUGCGGGCAUCAUAUUUGAAAAUUAUCUUAAAGGGAGGAAAAAAGCUCUGUGGUUCAGCGUCUCCAAUGAUCUCAAGUAUGAUGCUGAGAGAGACCUGAAGGACAUUGAAGCCUCCCACAUUCCUGUGCAUGCCUUGAAUAAGAUAAAAUACGGUGACACAGCUACCUCAGAAGGUGUCCUCUUUGCCACUUACUCCGCGCUGAUUGGUGAAAGCCAGGCAGGCGGGCAGCACAGGACACGCUUAAAACAGAUUCUGGACUGGUGCAGGGAAAACUUUGAUGGAGUUAUUGUGUUUGAUGAAUGCCACAAAGCUAAAAAUGCCAGCUCUACUAAAAUGGGCAAAGCAGUGCUGGACCUCCAGAACAAGCUGCCUCAAGCAAGGGUUGUUUAUGCCAGUGCCACAGGUGCCUCUGAGCCAAAAAACAUGAUUUACAUGAGCCGUCUGGGGAUCUGGGGUGAAGGCACCCCUUUCAGAGCAUUUGAUGAGUUCCUGCAUGCUAUUGAAAAGAGGGGAGUUGGUGCAAUGGAGAUCGUGGCAAUGGACAUGAAGGUCAGCGGAAUGUACAUUGCCAGGCAGCUCAGUUUCACUGGAGUGACCUUCCGAAUUGAGGAGAUUCCACUGGACCAGCAGUACAAGAUUGUCUACGACAAGGCAGCCAAGUUGUGGGCAGAGGCCUUGAUGGUGUUCCAGCAGGCAGCCGACUGGAUUGGUUUGGAGUCUCGGAAAUCCUUGUGGGGUCAGUUCUGGUCAGCUCACCAGCGCUUCUUCAAGUAUCUCUGCAUUGCUGCUAAAGUCCGGCGCCUCGUCGAGCUGGCCAAGGAGGAGCUGGCAAAGGACAAGUGUAUUGUCAUCGGCCUGCAGUCCACUGGGGAGGCUCGCACCAGAGAAGUCCUGGACGAGAACGAUGGGCACCUCAAUUGUUUUGUCUCUGCCGCAGAAGGCGUCUUUCUAUCACUAAUUCAGAAGCACUUUCCUUCAACCAAAAGAAAGAGAGAAAAAGGAACUGGCAUUAAAAGAAAACGGAGGCCGAGGGGCCGCUGUGCCAAGGCUCUGAAGGGCCUGUGUGACCCUGCGGGCGUGAUCAAGAUCAGCGAUGACAGCAGCACCGACUCCGACAUGGGCCUCGACAGUGACUUCAACUCCUCCCCGGAGUCCCUGUUUGAGACGGACGAUGUCAUCUUUGUUGAGCAAACCUACAAUGGCUUCACAGCUGAGGACAGAAAUAAUUUUCACAUGCUGCCUUCCCAGAAAGAGGUGCAUGGCCUGAGAGAAUUCGAACACGUAGAAAAGAUGAAGCAGGACCUCCUAGCAAAAGUAAAAGCACUGGGCAAAGAGCUACCUCUCAAUACCUUGGAUGAACUGAUCAAUCACUUUGGAGGUCCAGAGCACGUGGCUGAGAUGACAGGACGGAAGGGCCGGGUGGUUUGCAGACCGGACGGCUCUGUCAUGUUUGAGUCUCGUGCAGAGCAAGGCCUCUCCAUAGACCACGUCAACCUGAAGGAGAAGGAACGUUUCAUGAAAGGGGAAAAGCUUGUAGCAAUAAUCUCUGAAGCUUCCAGCUCAGGAAUCUCUCUCCAAGCAGACAGACGGGUGAAAAACCAGAAGCGCCGGGUCCACAUGACGCUGGAGUUGCCCUGGAGUGCAGACCGUGCCAUCCAGCAGUUUGGUCGAACACACCGAUCAAACCAGGUUUCUGCUCCAGAGUAUGUCUUCCUUAUCUCUGAGCUUGCCGGGGAGAGGAGGUUUGCAUCCAUUGUGGCAAAACGUCUGGAGAGCCUGGGUGCCUUAACCCAUGGAGACCGCCGGGCCACCGAAUCUCGAGACCUCAGCAAGUACAACUUUGAGAAUAAGUACGGGGCUAAAGCGCUCGACAGAGUCCUGUCCACCAUCCUCAACCACACGGAGAACAGAGUUCCUAUCCCCAAGAGCUAUGACAGAGGGGAGGCAGUGUUUUUCCAUGAAAUGAAGCAAGGUCUUAUCUCCGUGGGAAUCUGCUGCAAUCAUAUGAAGUAUGGAACUGUCUCCGUGGAGAAGGACUGUUCCAUCACCAAGUUCCUGAACCGCAUCCUGGGUCUGGAGGUGGACAAGCAGAACAUGCUCUUCCAGUAUUUUUCUGACACCUUUGACUAUCUGAUUGAAAAGGACAAGAAGGAGGGCAAAUACGACAUGGGCAUCCUAGAUUUAGCCCCAGGAGUGGAUGAGAUCUAUGAGGAGAGCAAGGAGGUCUUCCUGACUCCCGGGCACCCACAAGAUGGGCAGGUUGUGUUUUAUAAGAUCAGUGUCGACAGAGGCUUAAAGUGGGAGGAAGCUUAUGAGAAGUCUCUCCAAUUGACAGGAUCCUUUGAUGGGUUCUACCUCUCCUACAAGACACGAGGCUCUAAACACACAUGUCUGCUGGCAGAGCAGAGCCAUGGGAAGAAUUUCAUCCUCUAUAAGCCAAAUAUUGGGAGGCAAAGCCAGCCUGAGAACCUGGACAGUCUGCAGAAGAAGUAUCGACGGGUGCUGCCCGAGGAAGCCAAGGAGCACUGGGAGAGCAGUUAUGACUUCUCCUUGAAGAACUGUAACCAUGCUGUCUGGAACAGGAGCUGCAAACUGACCCAGGAGGGGAAGGAGUGCUUCCAGGGCAUGCGCUUGCGCCACUACUACAUGCUGUGUGGGGCCCUGCUGCGCGUCUGGAGCCGGAUUGCCAGCAUCAUGGCAAACAUCACCAACACAAGCUACCUGCAGAUCGUCCGCCUCAAGACCAAGGAGAAGAAGAAACAAGUUGGGAUAAAGAUCCCCGAGAGCUGUGUCUGUAAGGUGCUGGAGGAGCUGAAGCAGAUGGAUGAGAACGUGAAGCGAAAGCACAACCGGCUCCUUCAGGCCCAAGAGCAGAGCCCGCAGUUCUCGCUGCCGCUGCACAUCCUGCCACAGCCCCUGGAGCUCACUCAGACGGGGCCUGGCAUCUCCCUGCCCAGGCAUUCCCUGCGCCAGGAUGAGAUCCUGGACUUGACCUACAGCCCUCCCAGCAACAGCAUUCCUGAUGUGGUGAUGAACUUGGAGCCCGGUGCGUUGUGCUUCCCCUUGGAGCCUGUUGUCCAGACACACCAGCAGCAUGGAUUACCCUUUGGCUUCAGCCAGCCUUCUGCCUUCAAGAGCCCGGCCCCAGUCCUGGAGGGACCCAUGCCUCUGAGAUCCCCGUUGCAUGAACACCUUUCCCUGCCUCCCCCAGGACCCUUGCAGACACUGCAGCAACAGCAACAACAGGGAGAUUUUGUCCAACAGGAUGGGAAUAUCAAUUUUCGAGAGAUCCUGGAGGACAUGCUGAGGACGUUUAAUGGGCCCUCCCAGGAGAACAUGCUCCCACAAGAGCGCCAGAGCGUGAUCCAGUUCAGCGGGCCUUUCCCAGACUUCUGAAUGCCGGCUGAGUGUGCCAGGCGAUGCUUGGCUGCUGCGGAUCCAUAUCCUCUGAUGCAGAGGUGAGAGCUGGGGAGUCCCGGCUUUUUCACUGGUUUGGACUUGACACCUUUUCUGGUUUUGAGGGAAGAAAAGAAACCCCCAUAGUUCCUUAAAGCAAAGUUUAUUUAUAUAUAAUAUACAGUCAGGCAUGUAUAGAUCUGUAUGUAUCAUGCACUUCAGGAGAGGUGAGUGCUCGGUUCAGCUGAUCUGGACCGAUGGUCUCUGCUGUGUUUGAGUCCUGCUCAAAGGCCAGUGCCUGGGUAGGACUGAGGAAAGAAGUGUGCCCCCUCCUCUGUGCCUGUUCCCCUGCAGACUACUGAGUUCCCAAGCUGGGCCGUGCCUUCUCCAGCCUCCUGAGCCGGCUGACCAAACUCUGUCCACAUCAGCUGCUCCUCUCGGGCUGCCCCAGCCCUGUUGUGGACCUUUGGAGGCUGCUCUGGAGGAAUGGGGUGAAGGACAAGGGGAUGCUGUCUCUCAUCAGGAGCUGUUGAGCUUGAGUCCCUCUGUGCAGGCCUGAACAGGCGGAGCUGGGAGAGGCAAAACUGACUGUGCUUGCUUUGCCCUCCCUGGGAAGGGACUCGGACACCUUGGGGCUCCGCGGCAGAGGGCAGGAGCUGUCAGUGUUGCGGCAGAGCUUGUGGGUUUGGCAGAGCUCAGCCACACUGGGACUACGGGGAUGUUCCCUGGAGCAGAAGGGCCACGCGUCCCAUCAGCCUGUCCUGCACUUUAACCUUGCCAGGUCACUGUGGCCAUGCUUUGUCUGAAUCCCUGCUGUCGCAUGUCGUCCUUUACCCUCUCACCGUUCCUGCUCUGUAGGGCUUGUCCUUGGCUGGGCCACGGACACAGCCCCAUGUGUCUGGAUCCACAUCCCCAGCUCUGCCCACCUUGCAGAGCUCCCUGCUGAGCACUGGGGACAUGUGGAAUCGCUGCUCACGCUGCAAAUUCAACCCCUGAUACCAAAGAGCAAAGGUUUGCUUUGCAAAGCGCUGCCCCGCAGCCUGGAGCAGCUGGACCUUCUCCCAGGCAGCUUCCAUCCCUCUUCUGGAAGCACCGCCCCUCGGCAAAUCCCAGGGAAACUGCCUUCUCUUUUCUCUCUGCAAUAUAAGGAGUCUGGAAGGAAGCUGCCUGCUGCCAGGAGUGCUCCAGCCCUGGCAGCUCCUCCGCAAGCCUCCUGUCUGCUGUGUUUCCUCACGCUUGUCUUGAGUCAUUGAGGCAUUUCCUAGAAGUGGCAGCGGCAUGUUUUCAGGGGAAGCAUAUGAGGUGUUUCCUGGUUGGCCUUGCUCUUCCUUGGAGAGGACCUGGGGAAGGAGAUGCCUUUGCUGGGUUCCCCCUGUCCUGACAGGUCAGUCUUGAGGAUGCUGGAGCUUUGUAGUCCCUGCCUCCAGACCGAGAACCUUCAUCCCCCCACCGUGUGUUCUCCCUGAGGCUCAGGGAUGGCCGAGUGCCGUUUUUGCUGUUGGGAAGCGCUUGGGAUCAAUGUUAGGAAUGGCUGAGCACCCUGUUUGCUGCUGGAAAGCGCUCGGGAUCGGUGUCCAUGCUCCUGCCGAGAUGGGAGCUGCCUUCCCCAGUGCUUUAAGACCACGGCCCUGCCCCAUGCUGUGCACGAGUGGGCUCAGUUUUGAGGUUGCUCUGCUCCCUCCCCUUCAUUUUAGGGGCCUGUCCUUGCCCCCACGUGCCUUGCACUGUGCGCCCGGCCGGGGUCAGGCCAGCAACUGGGGACGCGUUUUGCUGCAUUCAAGGAAACCUCCUUACCUCAAAGUGAACACCAAAGCCCCGGGACCCUGCUGCUGCCCUGAGAGCUUUGUGCUUUCCCUGCAGCUCUGCUCCUGGCAGCCAUGCUCGCCUCUCGCCGCCUCUUCCUAGUCCUGGACAGAGCAAAGGCUCUCCCUUUCCCUGCAUCCCCCUCUAUUUAAAACACAUCCCAGCCCACACCACUCAUGGAGAAGCUGCAGUUUCUCCCGUCUCCUGGUUCAUUCACUUGUUCUCAGUAGGGAGAGAAAAGGACACCGGGAAAACCCAUUUCAGAGAGGCUUAAACUCAGGAAUAGCAAGGAGGAAAUCUCCUGCGAGCCCCCUCUGCCAGCCGCUUCUCCGUCGUCACCUGGAGCCUUACCCGCUGGCUUUGACAUUGAUAUUAAAAUAUAUGCAAUUCCCCUUCCCUGACCUCUGAAAAAACAGAGCGCAGCACCUUUGAGGAACCCUUCCCUGCCCUGAUCUUGUGUUUUUGUCAGGGUUAAUAAUAUGUAAUGAUAUCUUUUAACUAAAUUAUUACGCAGUUGUCCUACUGAUUGUCUGUAUUUUUAAAUGAGUCCCUUUUUUUGCUUCCCUGACACCUUUUUGUUAGCACUUUUUAAUCCGCUUGUCGUUUGCCUUUGGUUUUCUAUGUGUAUUUAUAAUUAAUUGAGAUGUAUAUAUGUAAAGAGAUUUUUUUUAGAAUAUGUGCCUUUGACUAAUAAUUCCUGGAUUUUCUACUUGCCUCAAAAGAUGGUUUUUCACUCUGCUCAGUAAAAAUGGAAAGGAAGACACAAACAAGAGUUCUCCAAGUC